UCAGUAAACGGCCUGCCCUCCGGUACGUCACGAACGAGAAGUGCUUUCGACCGGGAGUCUCCACUGCCAGGACUCCGUCGACCCGAGGACGCGCCGCCGGGAACGUGCACAGUUGUAUCCCCGUCGCUCCCGCCCCUUCCGCCUCGCGCGCGCGCGCGCGCACGACUGGCCACGGCGCGCCCGGGUUGGCUGCGGCGGGACCGCGGUGGCGGCCUUGGGAGCGGUAGUGGCUUCUACAGUGCUUUAUGACUUUCUUCCGCCCCCUCCGGUCGGACGCUGUUGUGUGGUUGCCUUAAAAAACCCAACUUUAUUGUUCCUCAGCCCCACCUCCCGGCGCGCGUCCUCAGGAUGCAGGGAGGCUGAGGGAGGAGGGGCGGCGGCGCAGGGUCGCGGUCGCGGGGACCCUCUCCGAGUGCCUGGCUGGAGGGAGGGAGGGAGGGAAUCACGAUGUCCGGUAGCCGGCAGGCCGGGUCGGGCUCCGCUGGGACGAGUCCCGGCUCCUCGGCAGCCUCGUCGGUGACUUCCGCCUCCUCGUCCUUAUCCUCGUCCCCGUCGCCCCCUUCCGUGGCGGCCUCGGCGGCGGCGCUGGUGUCCGGCGGGGCGGCCCAGGCCGCGGGCUCCGGUGGCCUCGGGGGGCCCGUGCGGCCUGUGCUGGUGGCGGCCGCGGUGUCGGGCAGCGGCGGCGGGAGCGGCGGCGGGGCGGUGUCCGCGGGCCUGUCCCGGCUCAGCUGCGCGGCCAGGCCCAGCGCUGGCGUGGGAGGGAGCAGCUCCAGCCUAGGCAGCGGCAGCAGGAAGCGACCUCUGCUCAACCCCCUUUGCAACGGGCUCAUCAACUCUUACGAGGACAAAAGCAACGACUUCGUUUGCCCCAUCUGCUUUGAUAUGAUUGAGGAAGCAUACAUGACAAAAUGUGGCCACAGCUUUUGCUACAAGUGUAUUCAUCAGAGUUUGGAGGACAAUAACAGAUGUCCAAAGUGUAACUAUGUUGUGGACAAUAUUGACCAUCUUUAUCCUAAUUUCUUGGUGAAUGAGCUCAUUCUCAAACAGAAGCAAAGAUUUGAGGAAAAGAGGUUCAAAUUGGACCACUCAGUGAGUAGCACCAAUGGCCACAGGUGGCAAAUAUUUCAAGAUUUGUUGGGAACUGACCAAGAUAAUCUUGAUUUGGCCAAUGUCAACCUAAUGUUGGAGUUACUAGUGCAGAAGAAAAAACAACUGGAAGCAGAAUCACAUGCAGCCCAACUACAGAUCCUUAUGGAAUUCCUCAAGGUUGCAAGAAGAAAUAAAAGAGAGCAACUUGAACAGAUCCAGAAGGAACUAAGUGUUUUGGAAGAGGAUAUAAAGAGAGUAGAAGAAAUGAGUGGCUUAUACUCUCCUGUCAGUGAAGAUAGUACAGUGCCUCAAUUUGAAGCUCCUUCUCCAUCACACAGUAGUAUUAUUGAUUCUACGGAAUACAGCCAACCUCCAGGUUUCAGUGGCAGUUCUCAGACAAAGAAACAGCCUUGGUAUAACAGCACAUUAGCAUCAAGACGAAAACGACUCACUGCUCAUUUUGAAGACUUAGAACAGUGUUAUUUUUCUACAAGGAUGUCUCGUAUCUCAGAUGAUAGUCGAACUGCAAGCCAAUUGGAUGAAUUUCAGGAAUGCUUGUCUAAGUUUACUCGAUAUAAUUCAGUAAGACCUUUGGCCACAUUGUCAUAUGCUAGUGACCUCUAUAAUGGUUCCAGUAUAGUUUCAAGUAUUGAAUUUGACCGGGAUUGUGACUAUUUUGCAAUUGCUGGGGUUACUAAGAAGAUUAAAGUCUAUGAAUAUGGCACAGUCAUCCAAGAUGCAGUGGAUAUUCAUUACCCUGAGAAUGAAAUGACCUGCAAUUCCAAAAUCAGCUGUAUCAGUUGGAGUAGUUACCAUAAGAACCUCUUAGCUAGCAGUGAUUAUGAAGGCACUGUUAUCCUUUGGGAUGGAUUCACAGGUCAGAGGUCAAAAGUCUAUCAGGAGCAUGAGAAGAGGUGUUGGAGUGUUGACUUUAAUUUGAUGGAUCCUAAACUUUUGGCUUCAGGUUCUGAUGAUGCAAAAGUGAAACUGUGGUCUACCAACCUAGACAAUUCAGUGGCAAGUAUUGAGGCAAAGGCUAAUGUGUGCUGUGUGAAAUUUAGCCCUUCUUCCAGAUACCAUUUGGCUUUUGGCUGUGCAG
Messenger RNA from Castor canadensis (American beaver), 2188 nucleotides. It is a transcript of the gene Cop1, whose product is annotated as COP1 E3 ubiquitin ligase. Lineage: Eukaryota; Metazoa; Chordata; Mammalia; Rodentia; Castoridae. Gene Ontology annotation, molecular function: ubiquitin protein ligase activity; protein binding. The record is from RefSeq and is a predicted model, not a curated record. Gene Ontology annotation, biological process: proteasome-mediated ubiquitin-dependent protein catabolic process.